Saprolegnia diclina VS20 is the source of this 1282-nucleotide messenger RNA. RefSeq lists its product as hypothetical. The record is from RefSeq and is a predicted model, not a curated record. The transcript has 2 exons. NCBI's taxonomy places the organism in Eukaryota, Oomycota, Saprolegniomycetes, Saprolegniales, Saprolegniaceae. The coding region runs from base 43 to 1242 and encodes 399 amino acids.
GACCAAUCAUGACGCGUGCAUUCGUAGAUUCUUAGUGGCGCGAUGGCCAUGGCAAUGUGGGCCAACGGCAGCGUGCUCGAGCUCCACCACGUCGCAACGGACGCGACCGCGACCUUUCUCAUCGAGCGCGAGAAGAGCCUUCUGACCUUCUGCCGACUGGACGCGCCGUACGAGAAGCUCAAGGUGGCGCAGACCGGCGACACGUCGUGGGGCGCCGGCGGCGGCAAGUUUGCGUCCUUCGUGCCCAUCGCCACCGACGACGCGCUCUUCACGUUCCAGCUGGGCGCCAAUCAAAAGAAGGCCAAUGCAGCCGGCGGCGAAGGCUGGUACCUUGGCGUCGCGACUGGUGCCAGUGGCGUCGCGCUUGGCCAUGGCCUCGUGCUCGUCGGGCACGCCGCGCCGCAGGUGUUUGCCGUCACGCUGCACGCACGCAAAGCGACCUUGCAACUCGAUGCGUCGUGCGUGACGUCGUCGCUGCCGCAGCUCUCGCCGUCGCAGAUCAACGCGUUUAUGCGCGAGGGGUACCUCGUGCUGCCGUCGGCGGUGCCGCUCUCGCUCGUGCACCAGGCGCUGCGGCAGAUCAACCAUGAGCUCGGAAAGCCGGGCAUGAUGAUCGAGGGCGGGGUCGAAGGCGCUGCCAAGCUCGCUGGCAACACGUCCAACUCGGUUGCGAUCCGGGAUCUCUUCUUUGGAAGCGCGGUCGCUGGGUACGUGGCAAGCCUCGUGGGCGCGAUUGCGCCGCCGCAGGGCGCGCAGAUCGCGCUGCGCUUCCCCGAGCUCGGGCCGGCGUACGAGCCAAAGGGCAACGAGUGGCACACGGAUGGCAUGCGCCAAGGCAAGUGGAACCCAUUUUCACUGCUGGUGGGCAUCGCGCUCUCGGACGUCCAGCAACCGCAGAGCGGCAACCUCAUCGUCUUUCCAAGGUCGCACCACACGCUGCACGGCAUGCUGCAGGAAGGCGGCGUGCUCGCGGGGUGCGCCACGACGUGCACGUCGGUGGACACGGUGUGGGGCGACGGCCACCUCCCGGACCUCGGCACGCCCAUCCCGCUUCUCUGUACGAAGGGCGACGUGGUGCUGUGCCACCCCAAGAUGGCGCACCGGGGCGGCCCCAACUUGUCUCACGACAUUCGCUACCAAGUGUACUUUCGCAUCAAGCAUGCACUGCACGAGGAGCGUAUGGAGCGCGCCAAGACGGACCUCUUUGCCGACCUCGACGGCUGCGACGUGUCAACAGGAUGAUGCGAAUACAACUAAGAUUACAUCAGGCCUUGCAGCGGCG